This is a messenger RNA of Oncorhynchus tshawytscha (Chinook salmon), 387 nucleotides long. RefSeq names its product centromere protein F-like. Gene Ontology annotation, biological process: regulation of G2/M transition of mitotic cell cycle; metaphase chromosome alignment; mitotic cell cycle. NCBI's taxonomy places the organism in Eukaryota, Metazoa, Chordata, Actinopteri, Salmoniformes, Salmonidae. Bases 27 to 380 code for a protein of 117 amino acids. Gene Ontology annotation, molecular function: microtubule binding; dynein complex binding. The transcript is spliced from 2 exons. The record is from RefSeq and is a predicted model, not a curated record. Gene Ontology annotation, cellular component: chromosome, centromeric region; spindle pole; nucleus.
GGUGUGUAGCCGAGCUGCAGGAGCGUAUGUGUGGCCUACAAGGGGAGAUGGAGGCUGAGUGUGAGCGGUUCAGACAGUCCCAGGAUGCUCUAGCCAACGCCAGGAGAGACCUGACCACCAGAGAACAGAGUCUACAGAGGGCCAAGGACGAACUGAGCCUCGCUCACAUGCGCAUCUCACAGGGGAGCGAUCGGGCCCAGUCGUUGGAGCAGCGUGGGAAGCAGCUGCAGGAGGAACUGAAGUGUCAGAGACAGAACACUGAGAGCAGCCGCCUGCAGCACCAGCAACGCACCAGAGACCUGGACAAGCAACACCAGAGGGUUAGGGGGGGGUGGGUGUGUCUGAGGGUUGCAUGCACCCCUCCACUGUGCGUUAGAUGAUCUGGAG